GACGGAUAGUGACGGUUUUCCAUUGUAGCUGAGUAGAUUUUUAUUUCAUAUUUGAAGUCAGCAAAAGUAAAUCCAAGAUGGCCGGUGUGUUAAAGAAUGCGAGCACCAAGUAAAUAACUGUUAGACGUCGCGAGGUUCGGUUGUUUUUCAUAGCCGCUCUUCGGCGUUAUUUCGUAACCAAAAGGAAACCGGAAUCGUGAAUUUCCCGAAGAAAAAUUGAAAACUCUUGACAGGGAAUCGGGUGUCGGAGGCACGUUUCGCGAAGGAAUUCGAAUUUUUUUUUUCCGCCCGGAGAACGGGUUCAACGGAGGUUAAGGUUAAAAAAGUUCGUAGUAUUUUGUGACACACCAGAGGGAAUAAAAGCCACGGGAAAAAUUGAGCCCCCGCGAACAGUAGCAGGUAUCCCGCGAAACGGUGUGCCAUUGUUCUCUUUGUUUUUGUUAUUUUGAUGCUCGCUAGCUGAAUAGGAUUUUUCUAUUUCGACAUCGAGAAAAUUGCUAGCGAGUGCGAGAGAAAUUCGCGGGUCGGAAAUGCCAGUUGGUGAAUGUGCCCUUUAAGCCAUUAUUAUGGUGAAUUUAUUCGGGUUUUUGGUGGUUUUUGAAUCUUUAAAAUGUCUCAUCGAGAUUUUACAGAGGUGGAACCCGAAGGAACAUCUGAACUACCAGCAGCUAGCAGAUCGUUAUUUCUUGAAAAAGUACGACAAUCGAACGCUGCCUGUCAAAAUGGAGAUUUUGCUACAGCCGUCGCUCUCUACACAGACGCUCUACAGUUGGAUCCCACCAAUCACAUCUUGUAUUCAAAUAGGUCUGCAGCCCGGGUAAAACAGGGCAUGUUUUCGCAGGCUUUACAAGAUGCUGUCACUGCUAGGGAUCUUUGUCCUUCUUGGCCUAAAGCAUACUACAGGCAAGGUGUAGCCUUACAAUGUUUAGGUCGACACGGAGAAGCCUUAGCAGCUUUCAGCCAAGGAUUGACCCAAGAACCAGCAUCUCAGCAACUUCUAGCAGGCUUAGUUGAAGCUUCCAUUAAAUCACCAUUAAGACACAACUUGGAACCAACCUUCCAGCAAUUGGAAAUUAUGAAGUUAAACCAAAGCCCUUUUGUACUUAUUUCUGUCGUCGGACAAGAGCUUUUGGCUGCAGGUUUGUACCACUCAGCAGUCACAGUAUUAGAAUCAGCUUUGAGGAUAGGAUCCUGCUCCCUUAAACUUAGAGGAUCAGUUUUUAGCGCUCUAAGCUCAGCUCAUUGGGCACUAAAUCAAUUGGACAAAGCCAUAGGAUACAUGCAACAGGAUCUUGCCAUAGCCAAAAGUCUAGGAGAUACUGCGGGAGAAUGUCGAGCGCAUGGAAAUUUAGGAUCAGCGUAUUUUAGUCAUGGAUCCUAUAAAGAAGCACUGACAGCACAUAGAUAUCAGCUGGUUCUAGCUAUGAAAUGCAAAGAUACCCAAGCAGCAGCAAUAGCUCUAACAUCGCUAGGGCACGUCUACACAGCUAUAGGAGACUUUCCUAAUGCACUUGCUUCACACAAACAGUGCGUCCAAUUAGUCAAACAAAUGGGCGACCGAUUACAAGAAGCUAGAGAAAUCGGCAACGUUGGAGCUGUAUACAUGGCAAUGGGAGAUUUUGAUAGUGCUGUUGACUGCCACACUCAACAUUUGAGAAUAGCUCGAAGGCUAAAUAAUCAGGUUGAAGAAGCUAGAGCCUAUAGUAACCUAGGAUCAUGCCAUCACUAUAAAAGAAACUUCACCCAAGCAGUCCUCUUCCACGAAAAAGUAUUACGCUUAGCCCAAGCAAUAGGAGACAAAUCUGUAGAAGCCAGAGCCUUCGCAGGUUUGGGACACGCUUCAAGGUGUGCAGGAGACUACGUUCAAGCCAAACAAUGGCAUGAAAGACAACUGGAUGUUGCGUUGGUUACUAGAGACAAAAUUGGAGAAGGAAGAGCUUGCAGCAACUUGGGGAUUGUUUACCAACUUUUAGGUGAAUAUGAUGCAGCUCUAAAGCUACAUCAAGCACAUCUAUCAUUGGCUAGAAGUUUACAGGAUAGAGCUGGAAUGGGACGAGCUUAUGGAAAUAUUGGAAAUGCUUACUCCGCUGCUGGAUUUUAUGAUUCGGCUAUAAAAUAUCAUAAGCAAGAGCUAACCAUUAGCAAGGAAGUUCAUGACAGAAGUUCUGAAGCUAGCACCCACGGAAAUCUAGCUGUUGCUUAUCAAGCUCUAGGAGCUCAUGACAUGGCUUUAUUACAUUACAGAGCCCACUUAGGCAUUGCCAGGGAGCUAAAAGAUACUGCAGGCGAGGCUUGUGCUUUAUUAAACCUAGCCAACUGCUUAAGUUCUAGAACAGAAUUUGCUGAAGCCAUUCCUUACUAUGAACAAUACUUGAUGUUAUCACAAGAAUUAUCUGACGUAGAAGGAGAAGCCAAAGCUUGUCACUUCUUAGGCUAUGCCCACUAUUGCAUAGGCAACUUUAGAGAAGCUGUAAGAUAUUAUGAUCAAGAUUUAGCUUUAGCGAAAGACUUGCAAGAUAAAAUGAACAUGGGACGAGCUUAUUGUAACUUGGGCUUAGCACAUUUUGCUUUAGGUCAGCUAGAUACGUCAUUGGAGUGCCAAAAAUAUUUCUUAGCCAUAGCUCACAUGACCAAUAAUUCAGCAGGCAAAUUUAGAGCUUUAGGAAAUAUAGGAGAUGUUUUAAUCAAGCUCAAGCAAACUGAAGAAGCUGUUAAAAUGUAUCAUAGACAAUUAGCUUUGGCUAGGAGCAAUAGGGAUAGAACUAUGGAAGCAGCUGCCUGCGGGGCCUUAGGAACUGCUCAUAGGCUCCUAAAGAGGCUAGAUAAAGCGUUAGCCUAUCACACUCAAGAGCUAACUCUACGACAGGAAAUGACAGAUUCCGUAGGAGAAUGUAGAGCUCAUGGUCAUUUAGGUGCUGUACAUAUGGCUUUAGGAAAUUACAACCAUGCCGUCAAAUGUUAUCAAGAACAACUAGCAAGAACUCAAGAUCUUAAGGAUUGCGCUGUAGAAGCGCAAGCUUAUGGAAAUUUGGGAAUAGCCAGACUGAAUAUGGGUCAUUAUGAAGACGCUAUAGGCUACUUUGAGCAACAACUAGCAACAUUGGAACGUUUAUCUUCUUCUACAGCGCAAAUGGAUAGGGGGCGUGCUUUUGGAAGUCUUGGCGAUUGCUAUGAUGCUCUAGGAGAUCCAGAAGAAGCAGCCAAAUGCCAUGAGCAAUAUUUAGCUGUAGCUUUGAAACUCAAGAAUUCUAGAGAUCAAGAGAGGGCUUAUAGAGGAUUAGGACAAUCGCAAAGAUCUCUAGGAAAUCUCCAGCAAGCUUUAGUGUGCUUGGAAAAGAGACUCGUAGUAUCUCAUGAACUUGGAAGUCCUGAAGCUAAAGCUGCAGCUUAUGGAGAGCUUGGACAACUUCAUGGUACGCUAGGAAAUCUAGAACAAGCAGUUUCUUGUUUGGAGCAUCAAAAAAGCAUCGCCAGAGAAUUAAACGAUCGAAUUAUGGAAUCGGAAGCUUUAUGUGGUCUAGGAAACGUCUACCAUCAAAUGGGAGAAUAUAGUACUGCUCUAAAGUACCAUCAAAAUGACUUGGAGAUAGCUGAGCAGCUGGACAUGCCAAAUUUCCAAAGUAGAGCAUGUGGUAAUAUAGGAAAUGUUUACGAAGCUCUAGGAAAUCUGGACCAAGCAGUCCGAUAUCAAGAGCAGCAUUUAUCCAUAGCAAUGAGCACUAAUGACCAAAUAGCUAAAGCUCUGGCUUAUAGUUCACUUGGUAGAGUUCAUCAACUGUUUGGUAAUAGAACCCAAGCAAUAGCUUAUUUGACUCAAGGACUUUGCAUUGCUGAGGCUUUGGGCAGACGAGACGAGGAGGCGAAAAUUCGAAAUAGAUUAGGUCUAGCCCUUUACGCAAACGGAGACUUAGAAGGAGCUCAGAAGCAACUAGAAUCAGCCACUCAACUUCUGGAAAGUAUACGACGAGAAAUACGAAAUAGCUCCGAAUAUAAACUUUCUUUAUUUGAGCUACAGUCCUCCAGCUACCAAGUUUUGCAAAAGGUGUUAGUGACUCUAAAUAGAUGCGAUGAUGCCUUGGUGACUGCAGAAAGAGGACGAAAUCGUGCCUUUGUAGAUCUUUUAUUGGAACGUCAAGGAUUAGAACAAAAGCCCAAAAAUAAAAAUAGCAGUAUUCUGGGCAUCAAUACGUUGGACCAACUUAAGGAUAUUGUUAAUAGACAACGAGCAGCUGCGAUAUAUUAUAGCAUAGCUGCUGGAUUUUUAUAUGCCUGGCUGAUACUACCUAAUAAAGGAGUCGUUAAGUUCCAUUCAGCAUAUCUAAUGGAAAACCAAGAAAGUUUAGAAAAUAGUGAUAAUACUGAUCCAGUACCUAGUGGUACAGGCUUGUUAGAAAAACUUGUCAAUGCUGUCAGAGAUAGUCUUGGAAUGGAACUCAGCCCUUGCACAAGAAUAGCUGAGGAUCAGUAUGUAGAUGAUAAUAUGUCGGAGAGAACUGGCUUUUUACGAAUGGUAAACAGACACCACUUGAUGAAUUCAAGCAAUUACUCCCUCAGUUCCCUAUUUUCUUUGGGAAGUGUUGGUGGUUCAGUGGCAUCUCUACAAGGCAGUACCAGAUCCAGUUCAAGCGCACAAGGCUCUACGAGAAUAACAAAACGUCAAAAUUGGAAAGGGCCUAGUUGCCUACAUGCGCUCUACACUUUAUUGCUACAACCAUUCGAAGAAUUUUUACCAACGCAAGUGACAAAUUCUAAAAAUGGCGCUAAUAAAAGGGAGCUGAUUUUAGUUCUCGAAGGUGACUUGUAUUUGGUACCGUUUCCUGUUUUAAGGUCUGCUAAUGAAAACUCUGACUAUUUGUGUGAAAGGUUUUCGCUCUUAGUAGUACCUAAUUUAACGUCACUGAAGUCUGGAAGAACUAGAAAGCAAGAUACAGAUCAAACAGUUCGUAGCCUUAUAGUAGGUAAUCCCAAACUUCCUCUAGCCAUCACAGAUCACUAUGGUUGGAAAGAUAUUCCUCAAGCAGAACAAGAAGCUACUAUGGUAGCCGAGCUUCUUCAAUCACAAGUGCUUUUAGGCAGCAAUGCGACCAAAGAACAAAUUUUUAAUCAAAUGCAGGAAGCUGAGUGUAUUCAUUUUGCUACUCAUGUGUCUUGGAAGUUAUCCAGUUUAGUUCUGAGUCCUACAGAAGUUCUGGAACAAUCUCCAACAAAAAGGCUAUAUAUGACUGAUGGUUUAGAAGAAGACGAACAUACUGAUGUAUCAAUAACGACAGAAUUGCCUCCACUAUCGGAAUUUUUGCUCAGUGCUGCUGACAUUUUGUCUAUGAAGUUGUCUGCUCGAUUAGUAGUUGUGAGUUCAUCUCAUACCAGAGAUCAGCAAGGUUGGGCAACUUCUGAUGGUUUAGUAGCUUUAGUACGAGCAUUACUUGCAGCUGGAGCGCAGGCUGUUUUAGUGUCUUUAUGGCCAGUACCAGAUACUGCAGCCAAAAUCCUAUUGAGAGCCUUUUACUCUGCAAUGCUUCAAGGAACCAGAGCAGCAAAAGCUUUAAGCGAAGCAAUGCAAACUGUGCAACACACUAAACACUUUGCACAUCCAGCUAAUUGGGCUGGAUUCGUUCUUAUAGGUUUAAACGUUAGACUGUCCAAUAAAGUGGCAUUAAUGGGACAAGCUUUAUGUGAAUUACUGCAUGUUCCUGAAAAAUCUAGAGAUGCUUUAAGGGUUACGUUGCAUCUAGUUGAGAAGAGUCUUCAAAGAAUCCACAGAGGACAAAAAAAUGCCAUGUAUACCACGCAAAAGUCUAUUGAAAAUAAAGUUGGUACAGUUACUGGCUGGAAAGAACUCCUGAUGUCGGUAGGCUUCCGUUUUGAACCAGCCUCCAACGGAAUACCAAGCAGCGUCUUCUUUCCUCAAUCAGACCCAGAUGAACGCCUAACGCAAUGUUCGGCAAGCUUGCAAGCUUUAUUAGGCCUCUCAACAACCUCUAUUCAAGCUCUUUCCAAACUGACCACUAACCCUGAUGUUGCUGACGAUAUUAUAGCUGUUAUUCAAUCAUCUUUGAAUCAGUUUUCAUCCAAAACUAUGGACAAUGAAAGCGUUGAAGUCGGAAUUAACGUUAGAUUAUGGAGAAUACCUGGAUGUCACGAACUUUUAGCAUCUUUAGGUUUCGACUUAUGUGAUGUUGGACAAGAUAAAGUUACUUUACGUACUGGGAAACAAGCAAAUAAAAGAAAUAUUCAGUUUACUUUGCAAGCCUUACUAGCUCUGUUUGAUACUCAAGAAGCACCAAAAAGUCUAACAAUAGAUUCGUCCAGUAGUCUGGAAUCACUUGCCUCGGUAGAUAAUGACUACCCUCACUCGGACACCGAAAUUUGCUCAUCACCUCAACCAACUUCCAAAAUUUUACCCAAACGGGUACCUCCACCUUUCAGCAGAACAGUAUUGCCUCAAAAAAGAUUAGGUGGGGCGUUUACAUCAUAUGUAAGACGAAGAGGUGAACCGGAUGGUCGCACAGCAAAUCCUUCCGAUACCAAAACACUUCCUGAUGCAAGACUACGUAAAACCACAACUCUGGCACGACCAGGAGGUGGCGAAUCUGAUGCAGCAUUUACACCAAGUCCUCCAGUGGCAAUGCAAACAGAAAAUCCUAGUAUGGCUUUAUCUUUGGCUCAUCAAACUAGAAUAAGAAAUCUAUACUCCCAGGGUGAUGCCAAAGCUGAUCCUCUACGCCCAGGCAGUUCCAGCUCUGCUAGUUCAGCUACAGAUUGGGAAAGCGGACAUGCAACUGUUUUAAGACGUCAAACUCAAAACCAGAUGCCACCUCUACCACCACCAAGAUCUACUAAACCAUUAGUAGAUUUACCGCUCUACAAUAAUCUGCCCCCAGGAAUGUUUGAAAACAGUUCUGACAGUGAAUUAGAAAAAAUGGAAGCUAAAAUAUUUAGUACAUCGACACCCAGAGGCAAAAUUGUAAUGAAGAAGUCCAGAAAUCCCUUGUUUACUCUUGACAGGCUUAGUGUAAGGUCUGAGCCCCCACUUCAUCAACCUCCACCACCAGUUCGUAAACCAAUAACACUUCCUAGUGAAGAGACUCUUCCAUCUAAUGAGCGUUUACUCUAUUUUUCACCAAACGAAUCCGAUGCUUCAGUUACAUUAUCUUCGUUGGUGUCAAUGACAGCCAAUGCUGUAGGAGGAAACCAUGAUCCUGAAGAAUCAGAAAUGGCUAAAGCUGACGUGUCCAUGGGGAUCAAAGCAGGCAACGCUGCCGCAUUGCACGAUACAAUUUUGGCCACUCAACUGAGGCAUAUUAAUCGAGAGUUGACCCCAACAAUAUCGGAAGUUUAUCAUGAAAGGAAUAUAGGACUUGGCCUUGCGCCCCCAUUGUCAAAACUGCUUUUGAGUCAAUCGAAUAAUGCUGCUCCAAAGACUGAUAAUACUGUGCUCGAGAAAAUUACAUUAGGAAUUCUCGAUGAUGAAGAUAUCAGUAAGGAAGUGAACAAUUCUCAGUGCCAAAGAUGUAAAGCGGAAAAUUGUGGGUGUCAAAAAAAUAAGUUGCCUAGACCUUGGUUGGCAGAAAAUGCUGGUGCGUUGCAACAAAUUCAAAGCUCAGAUUUGACUACGGCAGAUAUUCUAGAGAGGGAGGUUAAGAACAAGCUAGUUUUGAGGUCUGAACAUAGACAAAAAGACGACAUGGAACCAAAAAGGCUAUCUCCUUUUUCGGAAAUGUCACGACGCGAUGAAGGAGAUGGAAGAAGUAUAGCAGAUUCGACGUCUUCAAUAUAUAAAAAUACGCAAUUCCUUACUUAUCACGGUGCGGCAAAUAAAAAUAAAAUGAAGCCUAGUGCAAAAGUGAGGACUAUACCUAAACAAAAAAGAAAUAGCAAUGUGCAAAAUUAGGUAUUUUUAAUAAAUCUUGACUGAACUUACUAACCGAUUCCUUCAAACAGUAUUCUAGUAGCUUUGUCGAUAUAUUUUGCUUAUAAUUUAGGUGCUCUGUUAAAAUUUGUUAGAUAUUUAUAUAAAAGAAAUUAAGUUAGCUUUAAUUAAAUUAUUUCUACAGAAAAUAUAGUGAUGUAACACUUUAAAAAUGCCUUGUAAUUUGUAUAAUGUAAGUAUACUAUUUAUGUAUAUGUGGCUAUGAAGUAUGUAUUAUGUAUUGUAUUUU
This is a messenger RNA of Ceutorhynchus assimilis (cabbage seed weevil), 8159 nucleotides long. Lineage: Eukaryota; Metazoa; Arthropoda; Insecta; Coleoptera; Curculionidae. The record is from the annotation of a GenBank genome assembly.